This is a messenger RNA of Brassica napus (rape), 3372 nucleotides long. RefSeq lists its product as uncharacterized. Lineage: Eukaryota; Viridiplantae; Streptophyta; Magnoliopsida; Brassicales; Brassicaceae. The transcript is spliced from 4 exons. The record is from RefSeq and is a predicted model, not a curated record. The coding region runs from base 1 to 3372 and encodes 1123 amino acids.
AUGGAUCGACACAUUGAUCCAGUUGAUAAUAAUGUUUCGAGAGAAUUUAGCGAAGGUGUUGAAGUUUUUAUCGCAUUUGCCUCGAGUCAAAAUUCUUUUAUGGAGCGAAAAACCAUGCUAUGUCCUUGUGUAAGUUGUGGAAACCGAAAGCAACGUGAUGUAAGAACCGUAUCCCGCCAUCUUUACCGAGUCGGCUUCAAAAGUAAUUAUUAUGUAUGGUCAAGCCAUGGAGAAACCUACUAUGACGCUGGAGAAUCUUCGACGGGAGGUCAAUUUAUGGGAGAUGAAGCAAGAUAUGUAGGCGGACCAUAUGAAGAGAACAUUCCUGGAGGAGACUUUGGGUCAACUGAAAUACCGGAGAAUUUGAUGGAGGAACCCAACGAAGAGCAAUAUGAAGAAGGAGUGUUUGAAGCUUUUGAAGCCGCUAAUCAACCACUAUAUGAUGGAUGUGUUGAAGGUAUUUCUCAACUAUACUUGGCAUCUCGUUUAAUGAAAGUAAAAACUGAUCAUAAUUUGGCGGAGUCAUGUAUGGAUGAGUUAUCACAAACUUUUAGAGAUGUUUUGCCACAACCAAAUAUAGCUCCUGAGUCAUAUUAUGAGAUGAAGAAGCUGACGAAGUCGCUUGGCCUCCCUGUCGUGAAGAUCGAUAUUUGUGAAGAUAAUUGCAUGUUAUUUUGGAAAGAAGAUCGCGAGUUGAUGGCGUGUCGGUUUUGUGGAAAAGAUAGAUAUCACCAGAAGAACCAUGGAAAAGGGAAAAGGCGUCCAAAACAGAGAAUGUUCUAUUUGCCUAUUACGGAGAGGUUGAAGCGUCUUUACCAACAAGAGGCUACUGCAUCACAAAUGCGAUGGCACGCAGAACAUGAGUCGCCAGAAGGAGAAAUGCACCACCCUUCUGAUGCAGCAGCGUGGAAGCAUUUUAACAAGGUAUAUCCUGAUUUCGCUGCGGAAAGUCGAAAUGUUUAUCUAGGAUUAGCAACAGAUGGAUUUAAUCCAGUGGGUAUGAGCGGUGAAUCCCACUCGGUCUGGCCCGUCAUCGUAACCCCAUAUAACCUACCUCCUGGUAUGUGUAUGAAAAGAGAAUAUUUCUUUUUAUCAGUACUAGUUCCUGGGCCAAGGCAUCCAAAGAAGAGCAUUGAUAUCUAUCUGCAGCCGUUAAUUGAAGAACUAAAAAGUUUGUGGAGCGAUGGAGUCGAAGCCUAUGAUGUCUCGAAGAAGCAAAAUUUUACGAUGCGAGCCGCACUAAUGUGGACAAUUAAUGACUUUCCCGCUUACGGCAUGAUGUCCGGAUGGAUGACUCAUGGCCGUUUAGCUUGUCCAUAUUGUCUUGAUGAUACAAAGUCUUUUUGGUUGCAACAUGGAAGGAAGCAUAGCUGGUUUGACUGCCAUAGAAUGUUCUUGCCUAGGGAGCAUCCUUACAGAAGAAAUGUCCAAGCUUUUCGAAAGGGGCAGACGGUAACUGAUGAUCCUCCACCAUGGUUGACGGGAGAAGAAAUUCUUCGCGAAAGAAUCAACAACAUCGAAGGACUGAAGGAAACGGUCGAUUGUGGAGGAAAUGGACACGAGAAACCUGCAAGCACUAUAAACGGCUACGGCAAAGACCACAAUUGGGUGAAGAAAAGUAUCUUUUGGGAGUUGCCGUAUUGGGAAAACCUGCUUCUUCGCCAUAACCUGGACUUCAUGCACGUUGAGAAAAAUUUCUUCGAUAAUCUUAUCAACACGGUGCUUAAUGUUCCCGGGAAGACAAAAGAUAAUGCAAAGUCGAGGAUGGAUCUACCUGAUUUAUGCAGACGGUCUGAGUUACAUAUGAAGGAUGAUGGAACGAUGCCAGUCCCGAUAUUCCGGUUGUCGAAGGAGGAUAAAAAAGAAUUUCUGCGAUGGUUGAAAAAUGAUAUAAAAUUUCCAGAUGGAUACGCUUCAAAGUUUAGUAGGUGUAUAGACGAGACGAAUAGCAAGAUUUCAGGUCUGAAAAGUCAUGAUUGUCACGUCAUUAUGCAGCGACUUCUCCCAUUCGCGUUUAAGGAAUUACUUCCCAAAAGUGUUCACAUUGCCAUUUCAGAGAUAGCACUCUUCUUUCGUGAUAUAUCUGCGAAGAUACUUAAGCACGAAGAUGUUGCCAUUUUGAAAGAAAACAUUGCGGUGAAGCUUUGCAAUUUGGAGAAGAUUUUUCCACCUUCGUUCUUCGAUGUUAUGGAACAUCUGACCGUACAUUUAGCAGACGAAGCUGCUUUAGGUGGUCCAGUGCAAUAUAGAUGGAUGUAUCCUUUUGAGCGAUACAUGUACCAUCUGAAAAAGAAAGUUAAAAAUAAGGCACACAUUGGAGGUUCCAUCGUUGCACAAUAUGUGAAUGAGGAAAUAUCUACCGCUUCUGCUAACUUCUUUGGUAAUCCACAAGUGGUACCUGAGGUUCCACUUCCCGGAGAAGUUCGGUUUACAUAUCAAUAUCCAGAUGUGCCUAACUUGUUUUAUCACGAAGGUCGGGUUAGUGGAAAAUCUGAAGAGAAAUGGCUAACCGAUGAUGACUACACCGUCCUCCAGACUUUUCUGAUGCUCAAUUGUGAUACAUUCGAACCCUACGAAAGGAUGUUCGAGGAGUUUGUGAUGGAGAGAAACCCGUAUAUGUCUGGUAAUGACCUACAAAUACUGAAAGACCAACAAUUUGCCGAAUGGGUGAAAAACUAUGUUGUGCAAGCGAGUAACACAUAUGAGUUUCCGAUGUGGAUGUUGGAUUUUGUACAAGGUCCGCAACGUAAGUAUAAAUCUUGGCCGAUUUACCAUUCACGUGGCUACUGCUUCCACACACAUAGCCAUGGACAAGAUAAGAAAACCCAACAUUACGGUGUCCAAGUUCGUGGAACCACAGAUACUGACUAUUACGGUUUGAUCGAGGAGAUAAUGAUGGUUGAGUAUUUUGGUUCUGUUGGACUGAAGGCCAUGGUUUUUAAAUGUAAGUGGUUUGAUACAACUGAAGGUCGGGGAAUUCGAAAACAUAAUUCAGGAAUCGUUGAUGUGUCUCCGCGCUGGCAGUAUGAGAAAUAUGAUCCAUUUAUCUUAUCUGGUAAUUGUGAUCAAGUUUGUUUUAUUCCUUAUCCGCGGGUACGACAUACAUCAGCCAACGAUUGGUGGGCAUGUACAAAAGUUAUGCCUAGAGGGGUUCGAGAAACGUCUGAGGAUGCUCUUGUUGCGUUACAAGAUGAUACACACAACCAAGUUGUUGCACGGAGCGUGAUGGUGCGCAUUGAGACGUAUGUUGUCGAAGAUGAUUCAGAUUAUGAAUCCACGCCAAAUGUUCCUGCUAAUGACGAAUACAUUUCAGAAGAUGAAUUAGACGAGGCUUGUACUGAUUCGGAUUCUGAAUCUGAUUCAAGUUCUUAG